AUGCCUCGCGGAAACGCUUCCCAGUCUAAGGUCCAUUACCAGGGUAAAGAAGAGGACUUUGUGAUCUACAUUGAUGACAUUGAGUCUGUGCAAAAGUGGAAGGGCGACCGUUCCAUCCCUCUAGCUCAGGUGGUUAGCGGCUUCAAGAUCUUUGUUACGCACAAACACGGGGCUCAGAAUGCGUACGACGCAGCAAGUAAGGCUACUUUGGAGAAUGAGUUUGGCACAUCCAAAGAGGACGAGUGCAUGACCAAAAUUCUGGAGACUGGAGACCUUCAGCAUACCGAGACGGGAGAACGUCAAGGACCUAAGAAUGACAGCAUGGGAACUCGGUCGGCUCAUUGA
Letharia columbiana is the source of this 345-nucleotide messenger RNA. RefSeq lists its product as uncharacterized. The transcript has 3 exons. Lineage: Eukaryota; Fungi; Ascomycota; Lecanoromycetes; Lecanorales; Parmeliaceae. The coding region runs from base 1 to 345 and encodes 114 amino acids. The record is from RefSeq and is a predicted model, not a curated record.